Molecule: messenger RNA, 567 nt
Organism: Scutellospora calospora
Lineage: Eukaryota; Fungi; Glomeromycota; Glomeromycetes; Diversisporales; Gigasporaceae
Source: the annotation of a GenBank genome assembly
AUGACCAAAUUAGUUCAUCGCCAAUGGAAGAGAGAACCAAAAAUAAUUGUUUGCUUAAAAAGUCUUUAUAAAUCUGAAAAUAUAAAUGAGGAAUUUUUAAAAGAAAUUGAAAAUCAACAUAAAUAUGGAGGAAAAUCAGCAAUUGUCAUUUAUGGCUUAACUAAAGAUCCGAACCAUAAUAACUAUAUGAUAGUUAUGCAGUAUGCAAGGCAAGGGAGUUUACGACAAUUAUUGGAUAAAAUCCGUAAUGGUAAGAGACCUGAAAUCAGAUGUGAAGUUCCUCAGUUGCUUUUGGAUUUAAUGGAGAAUUGCUACGAUGCUAACCCUCAAGCCAGACCAACUGCUAAAGAAUUAGUAGAUAUGCUGAAAAAAUAUCGACAAGAUAUUGCUAAUAAAGAAGGUGAAUUGAGUGCGCAAAUUGAGAAAAUUAAACCAGCAAAAUUAUAUUAUCAGAAACACAAACAAGCCAUUUAUACAUGUACACAUAUUAAAGAGCAAGAUGAGCAAGAUGAGCAAGAUGGGCAAGAUAAUUCGCAAAAUGGAGUAAAUUUAGAAUAUUACGAUUGA